Molecule: messenger RNA, 7335 nt
Organism: Caenorhabditis auriculariae
Lineage: Eukaryota; Metazoa; Nematoda; Chromadorea; Rhabditida; Rhabditidae
Source: the annotation of a GenBank genome assembly
AUGACGGGCCGAAGGGCGUCCUCCGUCACCGCACAGAUCUCUCGACAGGCCAGGUACCUUAUUUCAUUCAAUAAUGGACCUAAUUAUAGAAAUUAGGGGAGUUCAAAGCGAGGAAGAAUGACAAAAUAGGACAAAAAAAUUUUCGAAACGACAUUUCAUGAGAAAAAAUGCAGAGAAUACAAUUUAGGCAAGAAGAAAAAACAAAGAAAUUCAAUUUUUAGAGUCCUAAAUAAAUUUUAAGCUUGGAAAAUCAAUAAAAAAGGAAACCUAACAAUACUGAUUUUUUUAUUAUAUUUUUUUGAAUAAUCUCCAAUUCGUUGAUCAAGUUCAAGUGAUCACUUAAGAAUUUUAAGCUUUAAGUAGUCCUAAAGAAACAGAUUAAUCGCUUAAAAUUGCUGAAAAGGGAAAAAUAAGUUUAAUCUUUUUCCCAUUUUUCCAUUUUUCGGAGAUUAAAUUAAGCCAAUUAAAGAUAACAACAAGAAAAUUUUAGAAAAAAAUUUAAAAAGCUUUCAAGGGCUCUUAAGUGAUCCCUUGGCGCGUUACAACUAUUUUUUUGAAAUGGUCCCUUAAGUGAUCACUUGAAAAUUGCCAAUCGAUAAAUAUUUAUAAAAAAAUAAAUCCGUUUUUUUCACGUGAAACUAGACAUUUUUAAUAAAAAAGCUGAAAAAAAAACUUUCUCCAGAAAAAGCCGAACGUCAAGAAAAGGCGUUCGCCCUAUUUUUUUAAUUAAUUCUUUUUCUAACCGGAAAAUUCUUGAGCUGACGCCACUCAAUUUCCCUUCAAAUGGAGUAUUAGAAGGAGCGGGAAAGAAAAAAAAAACUUCUUAGCGAAAAUAAAUGGAAGGAGAAUUUCCCGCCUCUUCACCAAAUUGAGCGGUGAAUGUGUUUGAUGGCACUUGAAGUGAGGAGGAAAUAACAGAGCCGUCGGGAUUUUCAGGCGAUUUUCGACGGCAAUCGCGCCCCAGCUGACUAAAAUCGAGCCGGUCGCCGUGCUGCAGAAGCUCGAACAAGUACAGAUCAAGAUCAGUGACAUGGCUCAGGUUGGUGGGCAAAAAUGGCAAAAACAAGGGGAAGGAUUGAACCUACGACCCUUUUGACAAGAGACAAGAGCUCUGCCGAUUGAACCACAUUUGGCAGAGAUUUUGUCUCUUACCAAAAGGGUCAUAGGUUCAAUCCCUCCCCUUGUUUUUGCCAUUUUCGCCCACUGUAAAAACUUCAAUCUUUUUUCAAAGUUAAAUGAAGAAUGUGUAAAGCCCAAGGUCAGUAAUAUGACUCAGGUUGACUCGAAAAAAAAUGGAAAAAAAAUGAAAAAAAUGGAGAGAGAUUGAACCUAGAAUCUUUUUGACAAGGCAUAAGAGAUCUGCCAAUUGAACUAAAUCAAUAAAAAACCUUCAAUCUUCUUUCAACGUUAAAUUGAGAGUAUAUUAAGGUUCAAUUCGGUGACAUGGCUCAGGUUGGUGGGCGAUAAUGGCAAAAAAUGGGGAAGGGAUUGAACCUGUGACCCUUCUGACAAGAGACAGGAGCUCUGAUGAUUGAACCAAAUUAUGAAAAACGUUCAACUUUUUUUCAAAGUAAAUAAAGAAUAUGAUAAUUUCAAGAUCAGUGACAUGGCUCAGGUUGGUGGGCGAAAAUGGCAAAAACAAGGGGAGGGAUUGAACCUACAACCCUUUUGACAAGAGACAAGAGCUCUACCGAUUGAACCAAAUUAUGGAAAACGUUCAAUCUUUUUUGAAAUUUAGAUAAAGAACAUGUUAAGCACAAGGUCAGUAAUAUGACUUAGGUUAGCUGGAAAUAAUGGCAAAAAAAUAAAGAAAUAGAGAGGGAUUGAACCUAUGACCCUUUUGACAAGAGACAAGAGCUCUACCAUUUGAACCAAACCAAUAAAAACCUUUCAAUCUUUUUUCAAAGUUGAAUUAAGAACAUGUUAAGCUCAAGAUCAGUGAUAUGGCUCAGGUUAGCUGGUGAAAAUGGCAAAAAAUGGCAAAAAAUGCUAAGGGAUUGAACCUGGGACUUCUGGAGCGUCAGACAAGAGCUCUACCGGCUGAGCUGUCUAGAAAAAUAUCCAAUAUUUUUUAUUUGAAAGGAAUAAACACUUUAAAAAUCAAAAAACUACAAAAUUUAGAUCCAAGGCUUUGCACACAAGUAAAAAACUUGAGCUAAUCUUUAAAUCUGUCAAAAUCAAAUGGGGAUCGAUCCAGCGACCCUCCGAGUAACAAACUAACUCCUAAGCAACUGACCUACAGCUCAAGUUUCAAUAUCGACCACACAAAAUGCUGAAAAUCAUAGGAAAUGCCGCAAAAUGACAGCCUGGAGGCCAGUUUUUGACGUUUCUUGCGCAAUUUUUUUCUUCAAAUCGAAAAUUUUCAGGUUUUUUCUUACUAAUGAAAUAUGUAUGACAUUGUUAAAUAAGAAAUGGAAAUAGCAUUUUCUUAUCAAGUUCGAUUAUUUAUUUGCCUUUCCCAUGUUGACGCAUCGCAUUAUAACGCAUUAUCAGUUUGAACAUUUCAUCAAUUAAAGGCAUAGGGGCAGUAAAAAACGGGGUUUCAGGUGAAAGCAGUAUCUUAUACAGUUUUUCUUUGCGAAUCGAAUGGUGUACUCGAAAAAAUUACAAAUGUGACUACUUUUGAAGAAAAACGCGAUUUUACUUUCCCGCCUUUAAUUUUGAAAAAAGCUUUGGAUCGGUAUACAGACAAAUGUUUACAGUAGCCGUGCACGCGAUGUUGCGGACGUCUCAUUAGACUCGCAUUUUGGGAGAAAUAACCGGCUAUCUGCUUCGAAUUAAGGGUUCUUUCUCUGAAAAAACGAUUAAGAAAACAGGAAACACACACCGAUAAUAAGGAAAACACAAAUAAUCGCUAUCCCAAUCGAAACCUGUGUGAAAUCAUCAUUUUUCACCAGAAAAGCUUUUUUGCAAUCAAAGUUUGCAAAUUAUACAUGAAUAGAAAGCUUUUGUGACGAAAAGAACUUUGGUGACAACAGAAAAAAUUGAAAAUUGAAAGAAACGAAGAAAAAAGCGAAAAUCCGGAAGUUGGCGAAGCCUGUUGUCCAUAGAGCAACUUUACUGCAAAGCGCCCUUUUCGCGGGAACUCAAACUUUCCUCUCUCCGACUUUGAAUUAUUUUUUCUCCAAAACUAGGAACUUCUGUACGUUUCCAAAUUCACCGUUCGAUUCGCAAUGAAAAACUCUACAAAAUACUGCUUUGAACUGAAACACCGUUUUUUACUGCCCCUAUGCCUUUAAAAUGGCAAAAAACUUUUGAAACUUGAUGGGGAUCGAACCUAUGACCUUUUUAGCGGUAGGAAAACGUUAUAAAGGUGCUAGGAGAGGUUAGAAAAAUUGUGUACUUAUGAAUUAAAAAUAGCCUCUUUUUCAUAAGAUACAAGACUGAAAAGACAAACCGAGAUGUAACUUGGAUUUUAAAAAAUGGCAAAAACGCAAAAACCUCUAGGGGAUUCGAACUUGCGACUAUUGGAACUGUAAAAAAAAGGUGAUAAGGAAAGUUUUUAAAAGUUUUUGGAUUUUUUUAAAUAAUGAAAAAGUUAAGAUUUAUUGAAGCUCAAAACCAAAGAGAACACCGAAUUUCAACAAAUAAAAAAUGGCAAAAAUUGAAAACCUUGACCGGGAUCGAACCUGUGAGUCUUUUUUUGUGAUUUUCGCCUUUCUUGCUACUUCUCCAUAGCCUGAACUCGUUUAAAAACAGAAAAUUAGGAAGUAAGGAUUUCAAUACUAUUUUUUACGAUCCUCAAAACAUCUUGAAUAAGAUCAAAACUACAAAACUCCCGCGACAGGAAUUGAACCAACGACCUCUCAAUCCUCAUAUUAUCUUCCUAGCCCCUUGACCAACCCAACAAUUUCAGCUGCAACGGGCCGUUGAACAGUACGUGAUGAGGAACUCGGUUCAAUUCGAACCCGUCGAAUUCGACAUUUUCGACAAAGAAGGCUAUCGCAUUAUGCAAGGUGAGGAUUUGAUCCAGGGGCCUUUUUCGCAUAAAUCAGGCUUUUUAGCCACUUUACCAAGGUCUCAAAAACCUAAAAGUGCAUGAGAAUAUAGAGAGAAGUGCGGGAAAUGUGAAAAAUAGAGUAUCGUUGCAGUUUUGUUGUCCAAAAAUCCAAUUACAGCGCAUUUUGGGGGCAAAAAAGGGAUACUUUCAUCCGAAAAUGCACUUUUUACGACUUGUUUUCAAGAAGAAUUAUGUUUCAAAGGUGUAUUUUGCCGUUAUUGCUCAUAUUAGGGCUUUCAAACUUCCCUUUGUGAUACAUGAGAUGCAAAAAAGUGUUCAAAUUCAAAAUUUAUGUGAGAAAAGUCGAUUUUUUUCAAAAUAUCCCUUCUUGAACACUAUUUUUAUUGAUUUUUUUAUAAAUUUGAGAAAAAUUUUGUUCAUUUUUUUGGAUGAAUUAAUACUUUCUAGAGCUGAAAUUGCUUCCUUUUUUUCAACUUUAGAACGAAAAAAACAGUUUUUUUACUUCGAAAUUUAAAUUAGUUCACUUUUUUUCAACUCGUUUAUAUAACUCAAUGUGAGAUAUUAUGAAUAAUCGACGGCAUCUUAACAAGACCAACCAAUAAGAAAAAAAAGAAAAAAAAUUCCAAAAAAAGUGCUCAUAUUAACUAAUUCCAGCUUCUCUGUACCCGGAAGAAGUGAUUCUACAAGAGGGGUCACGGAAAAUCUGCGAAAUCUCACUGAUCGAUCCGGACGACGCGAGCUCCGUUUUGAAAAUCAAGCAUCCUGUCACAGGUGAUUAUUUUUUCUAUUUAACUGAAAUUAUCUAUAGAUUUUACUCCUGGUAAAAAGUCACAAAAAGUUACCCAUAUCACAAAAAAAAAACGCUAUUUUUGCUCCAAAAUUCGCCUCAGAAGUCCAAUUUCACGCCUAUUUUCUCAGAUCGCCUUAUAUUGCUCAUGUUACCUCAUGAUAUCUCCAUUUUUCUCAGGAAUGACAGUCUACGAACUACGAGAACUGGGCGGGACUAUCGUUAUCCAGACCAACACUGACGAGUUGAAAGGGUUGGCGUCUUAUUGCUCAUGUUACACAACGCAUUGCUCAUCUUAUAUCCUAAAUGAGAAAAAAAAACAACUAGAAAAAAAUCCAGAAAAGUUUUUCCUAGAAAAAAGUGCAAUUUUCGAAGAAUACACCAAUUUAAUGCAUACUAAAUGUCACGAAAUCACGCUUCAAUGCGUCUUUUUUGCAGUGAGCAAAAAUCUAUUGCUCAUUUUAGAGCUGAGAAGUCGUUUAAAAGCCAUAAAAGCAUUAUAUAAUGUUAUUUGUCAAUUUAAACGGACAAAAAAACUUUUUCAGAGCCCGAAUCAUGACUCAGACCAGCGGAUUCGCGGGUCUUAUGGUCGCUUGCGGGUGCGGAUUCUCGAAAGAACGUUGGACUGUACUGACUCAAGAUCGUCAGGUUGCCGUAGUGACGCCGGUCAAGUCAUUCUUCUCCGAGAAUGAAAUCAAGGUUGAUUUUUAAAGAAAUAAAAAACUUCAUAAACGCAAAAACUCGAGUUUUUCUCGAACUUUUUUCGAUUUACUGUAUCUCAAAAAUCUGCAGACAUCAAGCAGCUGUAGUUGGUGUGAACUUAAACCUUGAAAAAGCAUUGAAAGUCGAAAAGAAAGAAAAUCUGAGCCAUAGAUAGGGACCGCAAGCCAUUUCUUCAGAACGAUUCAAAAAAUAUGUUUUUCACAUUGUUCGAUAGAGGAGACUGUCCAUUUUCAUAAUCCGUUUAGUUUUUGAAAAAAGCUUCACUAAGAAAAAAGUUAUGGCCAAAAAACGAGCGCCCGCGGCGUACAACUGGAGGCAAAAUCUCACGGUUUACCCGCUGCCGCACGCUUUCUUUUUAAAUGUUUUUACGCGGUUCAGGACCGUUUUUAAAUCGGUUUUCUGCUCUGAGAGGUUGUCCGAACUGAGCCUCAUGUUUUGGUAUGAAUCUUUUGUACAAUCCUCAUAAGAAUUUUUUUGAUAAAAUAUCAAAAAAAACUACCUAGAAAAAAAGGUCAAAAGGAAUUUUUUUCAGCUUAUUUUUUUCUUUUUUUCUACGCAGAAAAAAAUUAUUAUCAUUCGAUUUGGAAAAAAAGAAAAAAAUGAAAAAAAUAAUGUUAUUUCGAAAUAAAACAGGAAAAAAAGUGCAAUUUGACUCCGAAAAAAACGGCUCCUGCGACAUUUAAAAGGGCGCAUCGGUGUGUUUGACGCAAACACUGCUACGGACGCUUGCACGAAAUCUUCCGAAAUUUCAAAAAAAUUGCCAUUUUUUACGAGGUUUUUCAAAGCCGUUAUUUUUUUCGCGUCGAUCGAUUUUUUUCAUAAUUUUUUUCAUUGAUAGAGUUUUGAACGCUUUAAUAACCUGAUCAAAAAUGUAGACGCGAUCCUAUUCUCUCAUGCGUCAACGAGGCAGGCGAAAAAAGGAGGUUUUGGUAAAACUCAAAUAUAACUUGAUUCGCUGUCCCAAUAAUUAUUUUCAUUUUGAAUUUUUUUAUUUUUUUGGACACACUGUUAGUUUUUAAAUCAAAUAAAAAAAGUAUACCAUGUCGCUGAAAUUUUUUUCGCAUUUCAGCUUCAAAGUUUGGUGUCACUUUACAAGCUUUCAAUAUUUUUUUCGCGUCGGUAGAUUUUUUUCAUUUUCACUCAAAAAAAUAAAGAAAGUGUUAAUGUAUAACAUACUUAAAAAUUUAGAAGCGUUCCUCACUUGGUUUUUCUGAAACGCGACGAUUUUUGUGAAACUUGUCAGUUUUUUUCGUGUUAAAUCUUACUUUUUUUCGCUUAUUUUUUUGAAAAAAAUACAUAGUUUAAAAAAAAUAUUCAGUCCUGUAGAGCGUUGUCGAUUACAUAGAUUAACAGAAACAGUUCAUUUUUAAAGUGGGACUUUAGCUAGUAUAAACGCCUCAAAACCGUUUUUGCAACAAAAAAAUCGUCAUUUUGGUGGCGUGAAGGGGCGGGGCUUUGCGCCCCCUAGCCAUAGAUCAAUAAUUUGUCAAUUUUGGGUUACUGUAUCGCAAAAGUCCGCAGACACCGAGAGACGUUUUUCCUUUGUGCAUUUACGAAAUUUUUUACUUUUUUCUUUCUCGAGGCGGUCAUUUGCUUCAAAAAUGAUAAUACUGACUUGAAAAUUUUAUUUCUUCCUUAAAAUAAACCCUUUUCAAUGCCCCUAGCACCGUUUGAAUUAGAAAUUGUGAUAUUUCGAUAAAAAAUCAUGAAGUUCGGCAAUUUCCAGGCAGAAUGGAUCGCGGCGUGCGAUAACGAAGUCCGCUUGAUCUCAGUGGCUUACGGUUUGAGCCAAAUGAUCCGUGAAGCGUUCCCUUCACUUCUCCACAUCGUCAAGGAGCACAGCACCCGCAGAGCCAUUUUUUGA